Lasiodiplodia theobromae is the source of this 636-nucleotide messenger RNA. Its product is annotated as HSP70 nucleotide exchange factor. The record is from RefSeq and is a predicted model, not a curated record. Lineage: Eukaryota; Fungi; Ascomycota; Dothideomycetes; Botryosphaeriales; Botryosphaeriaceae. The transcript is spliced from 2 exons. The coding region runs from base 1 to 636 and encodes 211 amino acids.
AUGAACGAUCCGCGUCUGAACAAUCUCCUGCGAUGGGGCGUCGAGAACUCCGAGGCCACGCGCAGCGACCCCGCGGCCGCCGGUGAACACAAGACCAACCUGACGCCUGAGAUGCUGGCUGCGUUGAUGGGCGGGCCGUCCGACGCCGAGCUCAUGCGCGAGGCGAUGCGGGCGGUCACGUCGGAAGAGACGGACCUGGAGAACAAGCUCACCGCGUUCGACAACUUCGAGCAGCUGGUCGAGCAGAUCGACAACGCCAACAACAUCGAAGCACUGGGCUUGUGGAAGCCGCUGCUGUCUCAGCUCGAAAGCGAAGAGGCCGAGCUCAGGAGGAUGGCCGCGUGGUGCGUUGGCACGGCCGUGCAGAACAACGUCAAGGCGCAGGAGAAGCUCCUCGAAUACGAUGCCAUUCCGACGAUCGCUAAGCUGGCCGUUGGAGAGCCCAACCAGGCCGCCCGUAAGAAGGCAAUCAACGCCCUCUCUUCCGCCACGAGGAAUUUUCAGCCUGGCCUUGAUGUCGCUAUACAGCACCUGCCCGAUUCAUACCAUGGCGGAAAGAAGUUGGACGCCACGUCCAUGGACGAUGUCGACUCCAUAAUUAGUAAGCUUCGCGAUGAGAACGCUGCAAAGGCAUAG